Messenger RNA from Carassius carassius (crucian carp), 684 nucleotides. Its product is annotated as splicing factor, suppressor of white-apricot homolog. Lineage: Eukaryota; Metazoa; Chordata; Actinopteri; Cypriniformes; Cyprinidae. The transcript has 3 exons. Gene Ontology annotation, molecular function: RNA binding. Gene Ontology annotation, biological process: mRNA cis splicing, via spliceosome; regulation of alternative mRNA splicing, via spliceosome. The record is from RefSeq and is a predicted model, not a curated record. The coding region runs from base 151 to 672 and encodes 173 amino acids. Gene Ontology annotation, cellular component: U2-type prespliceosome; U2 snRNP; catalytic step 2 spliceosome.
GAGUUAUUUCAAAAACUUUGUACUGAAAAAGUUAUUUUAUUAUACAGUUUCAAGUUCCUGCAUUGGAUGUGCAUCUGAUUUAGUAACUGUGUGUGUGUGUGUGUGUGUGUGUGUGUUUAUUUUACACAACUAAUGUGACAGCAAUGUACUAUGGGUACUGUAUGCUGCCUGAUGGAAUACUGCCUUGCCCCACCGCCUCCUGGGAUUGAUGCCAGCCCUUAUUACACCUCGCUGCCCACUGGCAUGAUGCCGACUCCUCCUGCAUCUGGUCCUCCUCCUCCUCCCCCUGGCACUACACCUUCAUUGAAUCCUGUGGCUUCAAUCCCAUCAGCCCCCACUUCAGGUUCAGUCACUGUGUCAGCUCCUGCGUCGGCUCCGCUCUCACUUUCUGGUCCGGCCGCCCCUCCAACCUCCAGUUCUCGACCUCCUCAAACCACCGUUGUACCCCCCGUGCCGGCGGCUGCCGCCCCUGUCGCAGCCAUCAUCCCUCCUCCUCCCGACAUCCAGCCUGUCAUUGACAAACUAGCUGAGUAUGUGGCCAGAAACGGGGUGAAAUUCGAGAGCAGCGUACGUGCCAAGAAUGACCCGCGGUUUGACUUCCUGCAGUCCUGGCACAAGUACAACUCAUAUUAUGAGUUCAAAAAGCACUACUUCAUGCGGAAUAAGGCCUGAGCAUGCAGGAGG